AUGGUCAAGAAAAUUAUUGUGAUAUCAAAUACAGUACUUGUUUGUGAUCUGACUAAAAGGUCUUUAAAAAGAUGGUAUCAAAAGCGGAAUGAAAAUAUUAAAAAGGAAGAACAGAAAAGAAACGAAAUAUCAAACCCUCCUUUAGAAAAUUACAUUAAUUUCCUUUCAUAUAAAGAAAACGAUUUAACCAAAGUUUUAUUUCUAUAG
Molecule: messenger RNA, 207 nt
Organism: Parnassius mnemosyne (clouded apollo)
Lineage: Eukaryota; Metazoa; Arthropoda; Insecta; Lepidoptera; Papilionidae
Source: the annotation of a GenBank genome assembly